CAGCAUGAGGGGGAGUGGCUGCUCCUCCUAAAACUUGCAUGGCACUGUGUUCAGAAGUUCGCUUGCAGGGGAGAUCAUCUAUGAACAUUGACUGUCAUUACUCGCAGUUUACUAAUUUAGAAAAAUGCAGACUAGAAUUAAUGCCAUCCAAGGGUCGGUGUGCAGUUCAGCGGUGAGAUUGGAUAAAUGUGCUCGAUUUCUGUAAUCCAAAACACGGGGUGAAUUCAGUUUCUUUUUACAUGGAAUUUCAGAACUCAGCUGAGACUGUCUAUCACUAUUUCUUGUACUGAGUGCAACAGCGCUAGUGCCGCUUCUUUCUGGGUGAAAAGGAGUGUGUGAAUGAAACUCCUUUCGUUUUCCUUAAACUCUAAAAAACAAACUGUGAUUAUGACUCCUAUAUGCUUUAGUCCUAAAAGUAUGAAAGAAAGGAACUGCGAAUUUAAAUGCUAGAAUAGCUGAAGGACCAUCAUGUAUUAUGGGAGGCUAAAUAAUUUUUAAUUUUAGUAACUCUUCAGGAAAACAAUACUAGUUAUUUUAACACGUUUAGCGCCUGAGCUGCGCAGUGUUUUUGCAGGGGGACCUACUGCAGAAAUUUCUUGCAGACCAUGACUGAAACGUAUUCUGCAGGCUUUUGGAAUCAAACCGGCAACGCAACACUACUCACUACAACUGACAACGUGACAGCGUGCCUGUUAACCAAAACUGCUUUUCAGUUCUAUUAUUUACCGAUUGUUUAUUUUAUAGUUUUCCUUGCUGGUCUAAUUGGGAAUAGUGUGGCCGUAUGGAUGUUUGUCUUCCACAUGAAACCGUGGAGCGGCAUUUCAGUGUAUAUGUUCAACCUGGCCCUUGCAGACUUCCUCUACGUCCUCACUUUGCCUCUUCUGAUUUUCUACUACUUCAACAAAACAGAUUGGGUAUUUGGAGAGUUGCUGUGCAAACUGCAGCGCUUCAUGUUCCAUGUGAACCUGUAUGGUAGCAUCAUAUUCUUGACCUGCAUCAGUGUGCACAGGUAUACGGGUGUUGUAUAUCCACUCAAGUCCCUUGGGAGACUUAAAAAGAAAAAUGCAUUUUAUGUAAGUGCAAGUGUUUGGAUUAUUGUCAUUGUCGGCAUUUCCCCUAUCUUUUACUACUCACGUACGGGUUACAAGAAGAAUCUGACAGUCACUUGUUAUGACACAACCUCUGAUGAGUACUUGAGGAGUUACUUCAUUUACAGCAUGUGCACAACAAUUUUUGGCUUUUGCAUCCCUUUUAUUGUAAUCCUGAGCUGCUACGUACUCAUUGCAAAAGCGUUGAUCAACAAUGACAUGACCAAUGCCCCUCUGCGAAGGAAAUCUAUCUACCUGGUUAUCAUCGUGCUGGCAGUAUUCUCCAUUUCUUAUCUUCCUUUCCAUGUCAUGAAAAAUUUGAACCUGCGCUCCAGGCUCGAUUUCCAAACUCCUUCCAUGUGCGCAUUUAAUGACAGGGUUUACGCAACCUACCAAGUCACACGGGGCUUGGCCAGCCUCAACAGCUGCGUUGAUCCUAUUCUUUACUUUUUGGCGGGAGACACUUUCAGGAAAAGACUCUCCAGGGCGACUAAAAAGGGGACUAGGAAGAGUGAGGUGGUAUCCAAAAGUGAGGAGCUUUCUCUCAAUAUGAUAUCAGACUAUUCCCAAAAUGGGAAUACCCGCAUAUGCACAUGAAUUCAGAAAUUUGGGGUAGGAGAGGAAAUUAAUUAUGUGAUACUGUCACCUUUUUAAGGAGUAUUGUUUUAUGUAGUGGCCAUGUUUUGGUAACCUGCCUGAAGAACAUGUUAUUUUGAUUUUUUCUGACCUACAACAGCAGUGUAAAGGAUUGUAAGUGCGGGGUAGUGUGCUGCUUUCAAUAAGCUAGGUGCAGUUGGCUGUUUGCUUUCAAGAGACAGUGUUCUGCAGAAACUUGUCCCGACAGGUUUUUUUCCACCUUCAGAAAGCUGUAACAUUUGUGUAUUGCAUUUCCUGGGCCAUCACUGACAGGCAGGGAUCGUCUGUCUAAGAGACUGGCUUGCAGCCAAUGUCAUGAAUAGGCUGAAUGCUUCAGAGUUCAUGGGAAUUCAGUGCAAACAGCUGCAUGCAGUACAACAACCCAGAUCAGUACCUCAGGCUUCUGAUUUCAGAGGUUUAGCACUUUGGGAAGUGCUGAAGACCCUUAUACAAGCAGUUUAAGGGGAAAACGUGUAAAUAAGUAAGCUGGACGCCAGACAGUGCUGUGAUCAUAUUCACACUGACUUGUUCAGCUAUCACUAUUUAAACCUUUGUGUGGUUUAUAUUUUAAUUUUGCUGUUUAAGCAGAAGUAUGUAUAGGAUACAAUUCCAGGUUCUGCCUGCAGUAUUGUUCAGUUACAUUCACCAGUAGUUAAACCCUUCCAUAUGUCUAAGUAGAGAAAUGAUAUAAAUGCUGUCAAAAUAUAUUACCUUCAAAUCUAAUAAAUGAUCAGGGAAAGCUAACUCCUCCACUCCCUAGCAGAGCUUUACAUUUCACUUCAGAAUAGCAGUUUCCUAACAUGCCCAAACUGCACACAUUUUCUAAAAUGAUUUGCCAGCUUAUUGACUGAACUUUGACAGAAUUACAGGAAGGAAAGCACAUUAAAAAAAAAUGAUAUGAGGAAAUGAUAUCCUGGUUAUGAUUUUAAAACAAAGCUGUGAUUGCCUUUUUCUACAUUAACACUAAUUUUUAUGAAAUAUUUAUGACUGCCCAACUCUCUUGUGGCUAGCUGUAUGUGGUCAGUGUGGUGAAUCUGUGCGCUUAAUUCCACUGGUAUUUAAUAUUAAAGCACUUUUAACUAAGACUGACACUUCAUGUGCCUAAUCCUGUAUACUCCUAAGACUAACAUGAAGGGAUAUAUAUGUGUUGUGUAUUAUAAUUUAAGCAAUGUUGAUGUUCUUAGAUUGUAUUUUGUUAUACGUAAUGCUGAUAUGCACAUUUUAUAUUUAUCUGUGGUGAAUUCAGUAUUUUCCCAAUAAAGCAGCUGUUGUGCAGCUUUAGGUAUGAGAUAGCAUAACAUUUAAGACCCCUUUAUUUCUCCUGCCCAAUUUGUGAUGACAAAGUCGACUGCAGUAUUUCAAUAUAAAUAAAGAGAACACUUUUGUAUGUGA
Protopterus annectens (West African lungfish) is the source of this 3116-nucleotide messenger RNA. It is a transcript of the gene P2RY1, whose product is annotated as purinergic receptor P2Y1. Gene Ontology annotation, molecular function: G protein-coupled ATP receptor activity; A1 adenosine receptor binding; ATP binding. Gene Ontology annotation, biological process: relaxation of muscle; platelet activation; phospholipase C-activating G protein-coupled receptor signaling pathway. Gene Ontology annotation, cellular component: plasma membrane. The coding region runs from base 606 to 1685 and encodes 359 amino acids. Lineage: Eukaryota; Metazoa; Chordata; Ceratodontiformes; Protopteridae. The record is from RefSeq and is a predicted model, not a curated record. The transcript has a single exon.